AUGCUGUCAUUGAGCGACCGCGAGACGCGCGGGAUGGACAUGAAGAAGGUGCUUUCGCAGGUCUCGUCGCUCGAGUACCUGGACCUGUCUUCAUCGGAGAACAAUUCCGCCGCGUGCAAUGUCCUCUAUGCACUUGCUGACCGCUUUGGUUCAGCCGACGGCACCGUGUCGUUCCUUCCUCGCCUCAAGAAGUUCAAAUCAUUCAAUACCCCUCCUACUUUCUCUUUGGACGUAAUUCCGAGGAUCUUCGGUGUCAUUUUUGACAAUAUGGAUUUCACAUCCCCAGCCAGCAUUCCAAAACGGCCGGUUCUACAGAGUGUCACUAUUCACCUUAAUCCGGGACCAGAUACUAAUGAAGUGGACCCGCAAACGAUGCAGAAAUACCUUUAUCUACAAAGGAUCGGAAUCGAGCUGGAGAUUGACCCACCUCUUUUGUCUUCUCAUCGCAGUAAUAGGGAAGGUCAGAACAGGGGAGAUCAGAAUGGACGGUUCUCACCGGUUUUUCCAUUCGAUUCUGGUUCCGGUUCUGAGAAGGAACCAAGUCCUCAAUAA
Messenger RNA from Cyclocybe aegerita, 552 nucleotides. Lineage: Eukaryota; Fungi; Basidiomycota; Agaricomycetes; Agaricales; Hemipholiotaceae. The record is from the annotation of a GenBank genome assembly.